Colletotrichum acutatum is the source of this 274-nucleotide messenger RNA. RefSeq lists its product as uncharacterized. The coding region runs from base 1 to 216 and encodes 71 amino acids. The record is from RefSeq and is a predicted model, not a curated record. The transcript is spliced from 4 exons. Lineage: Eukaryota; Fungi; Ascomycota; Sordariomycetes; Glomerellales; Glomerellaceae.
AUGCAGUUCUCCAACAUUCUCUUGGCCGCUCUUGCCACCGCUGGCUCCACCGUCAUGGCUGCUCACUGCGCGAUCGGAAGCUCUUACUUCUGCGAGGCCGACACUGCCAACUACUGCACCAAUGUCAAGGGACCCGGGGGCGUUAUGGUGUCUACUACUUGCGACGCUGACUGCUGCAACACUCUCAACGGCUGGGGAACCGGCUGCCCCAAAUAGAUAGACUAUGAGGAUAGAUGGUCUAGCGGAUUGGGAUCGAUUCAAUUUAGAUAGAAGG